UCCCUACCGCCUACCCGUCUUGCCAACGCAGCGGUGGCGGCUUUCUUGGCUCCUGCCAGCCGUUCCGGAGCGGGCAAAGCUGAGGCAGAGAACGGGCACAGAACUGGAAAAGGGUGAGUCAGACACUGUCUACGCGAUAAAGGGAGGUGGCAUCGUGCAGUAGGGCUGGAAUUAAGUAAAUGGACACGCGCUGCAGUGUCUCUGGAGAUACCAAGAUCUUAGUGCCAGUCAGAGGAGGGUGAGGAGGAGCCAGGUCCUUGCACCCGAUCUCGUCCUCGGCUCCCACCGCCAUCGCCACCAUGCAGUCCCGGGAGGAGGCCCAGCGCUCUCGUCGCCUGGCCAGUCCCCGCGGUGGCAAGCGACCCAAGAGAAUUCACAAACCCACAGUCUCGGCUUUCUUUACCGGCCCAGAGGAGCUGAAGGACGCGGCCCACUCUGCAGCCCUGCUGGCACAGCUCAAGUCCUUUUACGAUGCAAGGCUGCUGUGCGAUGUGACCAUUGAGGUGGUGACGCCCGGGAGCGGGCCGGGCACGGGCCGCCUGUUCCCCUGCAACCGGAACGUGCUGGCCGCCGCGUGUCCCUAUUUCAAGAGCAUGUUCACGGGCGGCAUGUACGAGAGCCAGCAGACCAGCGUGACCAUGCACGACGUGGAUGCCGAGUCCUUCGAGGUGCUGGUCGACUACUGCUACACGGGCCGCGUGUCCCUGAGUGAGGCCAACGUGGAGCGCCUCUACGCCGCGUCGGACAUGCUGCAGCUGGAGUACGUGCGGGAGGCCUGUGCUUCUUUCCUGGCGCGCCGCCUGGACCUCACCAACUGCACCGCAAUCUUCAAGUUUGCGGACGCCUUUGGCCACCGCAAGCUGCGCUCCCAGGCCCAGGCCUUCAUAGCUCACAACUUUAAACAGCUGAGUCAGAUGAGUUCCAUUCGAGAAGAGACUCUGGCAGAUCUGACCUUGGCUCAGAUGUUGACUGUCCUCCGCCUGGAUAGUCUAAACAUAGAGCAUGAGCAAACCGUGUGUCACGUGGCAGUGCAGUGGCUGGAGGCAGCCCCCAAGGAACGCGGCCCCAGCGCCGCAGAAGUCUUCAAGUGUGUCCGCUGGACACACUUCGCUGACCAAGAUCAGGAUUACCUGAAAGGACUGCUGGCCAACACCAUUGUGAAGAAGCACUGCCUGGACCUUAUUGAAGGAGCCCUGCAGAUGCGAUAUGGGGACAUGUUGUGCAAGUCUCUGGUGCCAAAGCCCGAGGCCAGCAGCAGUAGCUCGGUUGUGCCUGCCGUAGAAAGCCCACCCCAGAGGCUGGGUGUGUGUGCCAAGAAGAUGGUGAUCCUUUUUGGACACCCCAGAGAUCCCUUUCUCUGCUGUGACCCAUACUCUGGGGACAUUUACAAAGUACCAUCGCCUGUGACCUGCCUUGCCCACACUAGAUCUGUAACUACCCUAGCUGUCUGUGUGUCUCCUGACCAUGACAUAUACCUAGCUCCCCAGCCCAGGAAGGACCUCUGGGUGUAUAAGCCAGCCCAGAAUAGUUGGCAGCAGCUGGCAGACCGCCUACUCUGCCGUGAGGGCAUGGAUGUGGCAUACCUCAAUGGUUACAUUUACAUUCUGGGUGGGCGAGACCCUAUUACUGGGGUUAAACUGAAGGAAGUGGAGUGCUACAGUGUUCAGAGGAACCAGUGGGUCAUGGUAGCCCCACUACCCCAUUCUUUCAUAUCUUUUGACCUUAUGGUAAUUCAAAACUAUCUCUAUGCUCUAAAUAGUAAGCGCAUGUUCUGUUUUGAUCCCAGCCAUAAUAUAUGGUUGAAGUGCGUUUCUCUUAAACGCAACGACUUUCAGGAAGCCUGUGUCUUCAAUGAUGAGAUCUAUUGUAUCUGUGAUAUCCCUGUCAUGAAGGUCUACAAUCCAGUCAGAGGAGAGUGGAGACAAAUGAAUAAUAUUCCUUUGGUGUCUGAAACCAAUAACUAUCGAAUUAUCACCCAUGGCCAGAAGUUGUUGCUGAUCACUUCACGCACUCCACAAUGGAAAAAAAACAGGGUGACUGUGUAUGAAUAUGACCUGGUGACUGACCAGUGGAUUAAUAUAGGUAGCACAUUAGGCCUCUUCCAGUUUGAUUCCAACUUUUUUUGCCUCUCAUCUCGAGUUUAUCCUUCCUGUCUUGAAUCUGGUGAGAGUUUCCUCACUGAGGAAGAAGAAGUACCCAGUGAGUCUAGUACUGAGUGGGAUUUAGGUGGAUUCAGUGAGCUAGAUUCUGAGUCAGGAAGCUCGAGUUCUUUAUCUGAUGAUGAUUUAUGGGUACAGGUAGCACCUCAGUGAAAAGCACUGGCUAAACACACCUUUUUUUUUGAUAGGUUGAUUGAUGCUUUAAAGUGUUUUCUUCCUGCUUUGGGAAUCACAAGGACAUACCCUUUCUGCUUGCUGCAAAGAUGAAAAAGCUGAUUUCAGUUUGGGCUGAGAAAGGGGUAUUUGAAAUACUAGUGUAUUUAAUGUUACAGAAUUUAAGCACUCAAUGAAAUCAACCUAUUUAUGUAAUUUAAUGUUACAGAAUUCAAACACUCAAAGAAAUCAACCUAUUUAAUAAAUUACUGUCCUACAAGUCCAGUAUUUUGAUUUUAGUGUAUUAUUUUUAUUAUACUACUAGUGUUUUAUUUAAAUUUUUCAUUUUGUUUAGUGCCACAAGUACUGUAACUUGGGCUUUGAUUUUUAUAAUAAGAAAUUGAAUGGAUAGGAGAUACUAAGCAGGGUUGUGAAAGUUACCUUUUUCUUUAGAGUAGUUUAUAGAGUCCCAUAUUUUAAACUAGUGGGUUUUUACAAAAUGUGUUACAAUUUAGUUUGCUAGGUUUUAUUUUCUUUUUGUGAAGAAAGAAAAAUACAUAUAUGUUUAGUACAAGUGGUGAUUUUAUUUGUAUUAAUGUACAGAAAUGCUGUAAAUUCACUGAAAUUAAAAAAAAACAGGCUUCUACUGUUUGACAGUACUUUCAGUUUUAAUUUUGUAAUGUAAAAUGUGUAUUUGCAAAGAGCAACAAUUCUUUUCAUCUAAAAAUUCAUUCUAAUAGUGCCAUUAACCAUCUAAAAACCUCAAGAAAACAAAACAAAGUAGUUAACUUCCUUUCAGGUUCAUGUUUUCUAAUCCAUACUUGACACAUGAUUCAUUUGAUUAGAGGACUAAUUCUUUUUUUUCACUGAACAUGAUAAUGUAAAUUUUUAUCCAUUGUUUUAAAAAGUUUGUGUGAUUCUGACAACGUCUUGGUGUUCAUCUUAAAGAAUUUGUCAAUAGUAUGUGAUUAUUUAUUGCUUUGUGAAGUAAUAUUGGUUUUCAAAAUAUUGUAUAAGCUAAAAACAGUAUUUUACUGACAUCAAUUAUUGUGUGUCUAUCAACUAUAAAAUCAAGUGCCAGCAGAGAACGUCAAAACUUUAAGUUGUGUAUAGAACUGUUUUGUGUGACAUUGACAUAUUCUGUCAGUUUUGUAGUCACUAAAUGUUAUCAGCUUAAAGGUAUUUUUGUAUUAAAAGUUUACAGUUAAAAUAACACAAGUCAAUGAUGGCAUUUGGGGCCAGUUGUGAAAAUAUGUUUCGUCUAAAAUAUUUCUCUAAACAGUGGUAUACAUGGCUAUUUUAUUAUGGGAUUUGUAGCUGUUCUGUGUUUCUCUGUGAACCAUGCUUCUUCAGUCUUGUUUCUGUCAUGUGUAAGGUAAAGUCCAGAAAGAGGCUAAACCGCAUAAAAUUAACAUUGUUAAAUUAAAAAAAAUAGGUGCUUACCUCAUGAGGGUUUACUAAAUAUGAUUGUUAUGAUUAAUAAUCAGAUGCUUAUGGCAUUUAAGUCUUUCAUAUCCUGUUAGAAUUGUUAAUUUCCUAAAUCUUCAUUUAGUUCUCUCUUGUUUAUUCUCUAUAGUGACAGAAAAGUAACAUUUUGUUUUUAAACCAGAUCACUGAUCAGCUCUGGCUUGCAGUGAUGCAGGGGAUUGAACCUGGGACUUCGGUACCUCAGGCAUAUGAGAGUCUCUUUGCAUAGCCAUUAUGCUAUCUACCCCUGCCGUGCCCAGAAAAGUAACAUACCUUACACUCUGGCAGAGUGCAAAGGAAUGUGUUUUUGGGUGGGAAUUGAUUUUUUUAAAAUUAUAUAUAUAUGUAUAUAUAUAUAUGCAUAUAUGUAAUACCAUUUCACAUCAAGAUGAAAAUGGAGAGAGAGAGAGAGACAAAGAUUAAAAAAAUAAAAUCUUAGCCAAUUGGGUUGGCCAUCAGAAGAGUCCACAAAACAUUCCUGUUUAACAUUUUUAGUGAAAUAAAAUGCUUCUUGUAGCAGUGUGUGCUCCUGCGAAAGAGCAAACAUGCCCUUACUGUCUAAAGCUAAACUUCGUUCAUUUUUGACAACACGCACUAUAUUUAAUGAAAAUUGUGGGGGUUUUUUGGUCGUAUUUAUUUAUUUAUUUUUUACCAACUUCUCUUCACCAGUAACUUCUUGUUGAUAGCUUUUUCUUUUAUGAGACUGAAAUAGGACACAGCUGAUCUCAAUCAGAUUAUCCAGGUACAGAAGUAAGGUAUAUAAGCAGUUUAUAAAUGACAAAUCCUCUAAUUUGUCAUUUUCAACCUUCGAGUUGAAAUAUAAGCUAAAUAGUAGCAUCUUGGAUGACAAAGAGGUUUUCUGGGAAGAGUUUUGGUUUUGUGAUGUGAUUGUGAAUUAAUGAAUAAAUGUUAACCAUUGUUUCACAGAUAAGUGAUUUGUGUGUGGUUAGUUACAAAUAAAACUGGUAUUAGAAACCAGACUACCUGA
Erinaceus europaeus (western European hedgehog) is the source of this 4767-nucleotide messenger RNA. It is a transcript of the gene KBTBD6, whose product is annotated as kelch repeat and BTB domain containing 6. The coding region runs from base 300 to 2312 and encodes 670 amino acids. Gene Ontology annotation, molecular function: protein binding. The transcript has a single exon. NCBI's taxonomy places the organism in Eukaryota, Metazoa, Chordata, Mammalia, Eulipotyphla, Erinaceidae. The record is from RefSeq and is a predicted model, not a curated record.